UGAAGAUUAAACAUCAACAUGGGUGAGCUUUGUUAUUUUUUCAAAUAGUGUACUGUGUUAAGUAGUUGGAAAAUAUUUAGGAAAUAAAAUAUCUGUUGUAUUUUGGCAUAGGCCUAUUACCCUACAACAGGGAAGUUCACCUCAGCUUGUGUUUGUCUUGUUGUGAUAGGAAGCUCUGAUUCUCGUUAUGGAAACAUUAUGGAGGUUGAAACUACUGGUGCCUCUAAGGAGACAGCAUAUGCUGACGGACAUGCUAGAGGUAUGUGGUCUAUGAAACGAACAGAGCCUACAUAAUCAAUACUAAUCCAUACAUCCAUCUCAUUCAAAAAAAUACUGAAAACACAUUUACUUUACAACAGGUUAUAAAGGGGUGUAUGCAUCUCAGAGAAUGGCAGAGUAUGACAAGGAUGACAUAAAUAACUACAUUGACAUCAUCAAAGAGGUGGGGGAAAAGUAUGAAAUAGCCCCAGCUCUCAUCUGUGGCAUCAUCUCAAGAGAGACCAGAGGUGGGAGAUUAAUACGUAAACCGUCCCCACCAAUCGUCCCAGACCAAGGCUGGGGGGACUAUGGAAACGGCUUUGGGCUAAUGCAGGUAGGCACUCAGAUUAUGUGUAACUUAUUCAUCGGUUGCAGAGUCAUCAUGCAUCUAAUUUCUUUCAGGGACACUGAUGGCAAAAUAAUUCAAUGUCUUUGUCUAAACUCUGUGUUAAAGAAACAGUGGCUGGGAUUCAAUCUGAGCUCGUUGACAAUGCAAUGUUACCACCAUGUCAGCUCAAUUGGAAAUUACUUGUAAAUGUCAAUCUUGCCAUAGGUUUCGGAUUGAAUACUGGCCAGUGUCAAGUAUAUUUGUAUGGUCUACUCAAAUCUGAGCCUCGGUACUACAAUAGAUUACUUUUUUAUUUUUAUUAUAGGUUGACUGAUUAAAGUCGAUGAUUUGACAGAGAUUCCACUCACCUGGGGCCUCAUUUAUCACACAUUUGUGCGCACAGAUUUGAUCGUAAAUUGUGUGAGGCUUAUGUCAAAAUCUACACCAACAUUGUGAUUUAUAAAUCUUGAACUUGAAAUGAUAAUAUGCAAUUUACAACUUAGUGUGUAUAGACAUCUAAAAGCCAAUUUUAUAAACGAGGCCCCUGGUUCGCUGGUGGGAAGAAUGAAAACCAGCAGGGUGGUGGACCCUGGGACCUGGAUUUGAGAGUAAGGCCAGGAUUCAAUCUGAUCGCAUGUUAUAGGCACUGCAGCUUUUAUAGGCAAUUUCCGAUUAGCCGUCAUAUGUAGCGUUUACCGUGAAUGGGAUCUCCACGAAUGCGGGAACACUUCCUUUAAAAACCGCGAUGUCUAUAACUCAUGAUCGGAUUGAAUUCCGGCCUAAAGGAUUCCGCAUACAUAGGUUUGGUUUGCUCCUAGCAGAAGUCAGCUAGGCGAAGUGAAUGUAUGUGCUUGCAUAUUCCCUUAAAAUACAGUACCAGUCAAAAGUUUGGACACACCUACUCAUUCAAGGGUUUUUCUUUAUUUUUACUAUUUUCUACAUUGUAGAAUAAUAGUGAAGAUAUCAAAACUAUGAAAAACCACAUAUGAAUCAUGAUUUAAAGUUUUAAACAAAUCAAAAUAUAUUUUAGAUUCUUCAAAGAAGCCACCCUUUGCCUUGAUGACAGCUUUGCACACUCUUGGCAUUCUCUCAACCAGCUUCACCUGGAAUGCUUUCCCAACAGUCUUGAAGGAGUUCCCACAUAUGUUGAGCACAUUGGCUGCUUUUCCUUCACUCUGUUGUUCAACUCAUCCAAAACCAUCUCAAUAGGGUUGAGGUCGGGUGAUUGUGGAGGCCAGGUCAUCUGAUGCAGCACUCAUCACUCUCCUUCUUGGUCAAAUAGCCCUUACACAGCCUGGAGGUGUGUUUUGGGUCAUUGUCCUGUUGAAAAACAAAUGAUAGUCCCACUAAGCGCAAACCAGAUGGGAUGGCGUAUCGCUGCAGAAUUCUGUGGUAGCCAUGCUGGUCACGUGUGCCUUGAAUUCUAAAUAGAUCACAGACAGUGUCACCAGCAAAGCACCAUCACACCUCCUCCUCCAUGCUUCACGGUGGGAACCACACAUGCGGAGAUAAUCCGUUCACCUACUCUGCGUCUCACAAAGACACGGCGGUUGGAACCAAAAAUCUCAAAUUUGAACUCAUCAGACCAAAGGACAGAUUUCCACCAGUCUAAUGCCCAUUGCUCGUGUUUCUUGGACCAAGCAAGUCUCUUCUUCUUAUUGGUGUCCUUUAGUAUUGGUUUCUUUGCUGCAAUUCGACCAUGAAGGCCUGAUUCACGCAGUCUCUUCUGAACAGUUGGUGUUGAGAUGUGCCUGUUACUUGAACUCUGUGAAGCAUUUACUUGGGCUGCAAUUUCUGAGGCUGGUAACUCUAAUGAACUUAUCCUCUGCAGCAGAGGUAACUCUGGGUCUUCCUUUCCUGUGGCGGUCCUCAUGAGAGCCAGUUUCACCAUAGCGCUUGAUGGUUUUUGCGACUGCACUUGAAGAAACAUUCAAAGUUCUUGAAAUUGUCCGGAUUGACUGACCUUCAUGUCUUAAAGUAAUGAUGGACUGUCGUUUAUCUUUGCUUAUUUGAGCUGUUCUUGCCAUAAUAUGGACUUGGUCUUUUACCAAAUAGGGCUAUCUUCUGUAUACCCCCCCUACCUUGUCACAACACAACUUAUUCGCUCAAACGUGAAAUUCCACAAAUUAACUUUUAACAAGGCACACCUGUUAAUUGAAAUGCAUUCCAGGUGACUACCUCAUGAAGCUGGUUGAGAGAAUGUCACGUGUGCAAAGCUGUCAUCAAGGCAAAGGGUGGCUACUUUGAAGAAUCUCAAAUAUAACAUAUAUUUUGAUUUGUUUAACACUUUUUUGGUUCCUACAUGAUUCCAUAUGUGUUAUUUCAUAGUUUUGAUGUCUUCACUAUUAUUCUACAAUGUAGAAAAUAGUCAAAAAAUAAAGAAAAACCCUUGAAUGAGUAGGUGUGUCCAAACUUUUGACUAGUACUGUACCUUCGCUUGAAAAAUGAGGGAAAAAAGCAGCAAUAUUAUUGUAUGUCCCUCUUGAGACGGUGUAACCAGUACACUUCCUCAAAAUAGUCUGAAUGAAUCUAAGAUAACUCAAGAAAUCUGUAAUUAAUUUUGACGUUUUUGCAGAGGUCUUAUUUUACAUCUAACUAAGAUGUUUGGUGCAGUAUUUCUCAAGUGAAAAAUGUUGCAUGAAAACUAGUAGUCUGUCGUUGAAUGUCAACAAACACUACAUUGAAGAAUCCCUACUGUUGACCAAUCACCGACGAAGUGGCGUAGACUUCGGCUUCCGAACUUGGACAAGCCUCAAGAAAAAAAAUGGUGCUCUCGAACAGCCGAAAGAACAUCACAAUAUAUGCGUAAACUUUUUCGGCUGGUACGCUUUAGUAGCCAUGCACGAGCGAGCCAGAACAGCAUAUCUCCUGUGUCUGUAGCAUGAGGCAGGUUGAUGUAAACGUACACCCCCUGAACAGGAUGCUAGUUUAUCACAUGGUCUUACCCCCAAUCUAUCUCCUUAAUGCUGAGUGCCAAGCAGAGAUACAUUUUUAGUAUGACUCGACCUGCUAUCAAACUUGCAACCUUCCAAUCUUAGGGCAGAAACUCUAACCACAAGGCCACUGAGUUGGUAUCUGGAUUUGUGAUAAAUGGAGUUUAUACAGAUUAAUAAAGCCAUUGAAACUAUUUAUGUUUCCAUUACCUUUAUGGUUUGAUGCUGAAUGACAUGUUUGAAUGGCAUUACAACAUAAAUGAAGUACUGUCCAUUGAUUUACAUAAUAUAUUUCCUAGGUUGAUGUUAACCCAAAUGGUGGCAACCACAAGAUAAUUGGUAAAUGGGACAGUAAGGAUCAUCUUGCACACGCCACUGAGAUUCUAAUUGAUUUCAUCAAAAUAAUCCAAGACAAGCGUCCUGAAUGGACCACGGAGCAGCAGCUGAAAGGUACAAAGCUUGAUAGUUGAUAGAUACUUGCUGGGUGGGGGGAAUACAAUGCUGAACAAUUCUAACAAAAUCAACUGCACUGCAUGCCUGGUUGGUUAUCCGGCCAUGAUUGUUACUUUUCAGGGGGAAUUGCGGCCUACAACCAGGGGGAUGGAGCGAUCGGUUCGCUAUAUGCGAAUGUGGAUGAGAACACCACUGGAAAGGACUAUUCCAAUGAUGUUGUUGCCAGGGCUCAAUGGUACCACAACAACUUGGUCUGA
This is a messenger RNA of Coregonus sp. 'balchen', 4229 nucleotides long. The record is from the annotation of a GenBank genome assembly. Lineage: Eukaryota; Metazoa; Chordata; Actinopteri; Salmoniformes; Salmonidae.